Molecule: messenger RNA, 1692 nt
Organism: Lachancea nothofagi CBS 11611
Lineage: Eukaryota; Fungi; Ascomycota; Saccharomycetes; Saccharomycetales; Saccharomycetaceae
Source: the annotation of a GenBank genome assembly
AUGUCGGCAACUCUUUUGGCUCGUCCAAGAAUGGCUCUGGCUGCCAGGUUUCUACUGCGCAGCCAGUCAGGCGUAGCACCCGCGUUGCAGAAACUACAUGCUACACUAAAACCAGAUGAACUUCAAGCUGACAACACCCCGGACUACGUGCGGUUGAUCUUGAGAUCAUCCGUUUACGAUGUUAUCGGAGAGUCACCCAUAACACGAGGCGUAGGCUUGUCUUCCCGUCUGAACACGAACGUACAGUUGAAAAGAGAGGAUCUGCUACCAGUUUUUUCAUUCAAAUUACGUGGUGCCUACAAUAUGAUGGCCAAAAUAUCAGAGGGACAGAAGAAAACACAAGGUGUCAUUGCAUGCUCUGCCGGAAACCACGCCCAAGGUGUUGCGUUCGCUUCAAGACACCUUAACAUACCAGCGAUCAUCGUUAUGCCUGUGAAUACCCCAUCUAUAAAAUACCAAAAUGUGUCAAGACUCGGUGGACAGGUAGUUCUCUUCGGCAAUGACUUUGAUGAGGCCAAGGUAGAAUGCAGCAGGAUUGCGGAGGAAAGAGGUUUGACUAACAUUCCACCUUUCGAUCACCCCUACGUCAUAGCUGGUCAAGGUACUGUGGCCAUGGAAAUUCUAAGGCAAGUUCACAACGCAUCUAAGAUAAGCGCCGUUUUCGUUCCUGUUGGUGGUGGCGGUCUUGUAGCCGGUGUCGCAGCAUACCUGAAGAGAAUAGCACCUCAUAUAAGGGUCAUCGGUGUCGAAACUUACGAUUCGGCUACACUGCAGACAUCCUUAGUCGCUGGUCAUCGCACUGAAUUGCCAACUGUUGGUACCUUUGCAGACGGCACCUCAGUCCGCAUGAUUGGUGAGGAAACCUUCCGCAUUUGCCAGGACUUCGUUGACGAAGUUGUACUUGUAAACACUGAUGAGAUCUGUGCUGCAGUAAAAGACAUUUUCGAAGAUACCAGAAGUAUUGUCGAACCUUCUGGUGCUCUAGCAGUGGCUGGACUCAAAAAAUAUGUCACUCAGCUACAUCCAGAUGUUGACCACUCGAAAAAAACUUACGUGCCGAUCUUAUCUGGUGCCAACAUGAACUUCGACAGACUUAGAUUUGUCUCUGAGCGUGCUGUCCUAGGUGAAGGCAAAGAAGUGUUUAUGCUUGUGACUAUUCCAGAUGUUCCCGGAUCUUUCAAAAAAUUGCAAAGAGUCAUUCAUCCAAGAGCUGUCACAGAGUUUUCUUAUCGUUACAAUGAACAUGGCCAUGACAGCGUUUCCCACUCUCCAAAAGCCUAUAUCUAUACUUCUUUCAGUGUAGUGAAUCGCGAAAAAGAGAUCAAACAAGUGCUACAGCAGCUAAACGCCUUGGGUUUCGAAGCUGUUGACAUUUCUGACAACGAGAUGGCUAAGAGUCAUGGCAGAUAUCUGGUCGGAGGCGCAUCUAAAGUAUCGAACGAGAAGAUCUUAUCUUUUGAGUUCCCCGAAAGACCAGGGGCACUCACUAAAUUUUUGGACGGUAUGAGCGAAUCCUGGAAUUUGACUUUGUUCCAUUAUAGAAACAAUGGUUCAGAUAUCGGCAAGGUUUUGGCUGGUAUUUCGGUGCCUCCCAAUGAUCAUGAUGUAUUUCAAAAGUUCUUAGAUGACCUGGGAUACAAAUAUCACGACGAAACUAGCAACAUGGUAUAUCAAAAGUUCUUGAAAUACUAA